Messenger RNA from Brettanomyces bruxellensis, 312 nucleotides. RefSeq lists its product as uncharacterized. The coding region runs from base 1 to 312 and encodes 103 amino acids. Gene Ontology annotation, biological process: ubiquitin-dependent protein catabolic process. Gene Ontology annotation, cellular component: elongin complex. The transcript has a single exon. The record is from RefSeq and is a predicted model, not a curated record. NCBI's taxonomy places the organism in Eukaryota, Fungi, Ascomycota, Pichiomycetes, Pichiales, Pichiaceae. Gene Ontology annotation, molecular function: protein-macromolecule adaptor activity.
AUGUCCGACUCAGAUCUGGAAGAACCAUCACCUUAUGUUACGCUUAUAUCUAGUGAUGGAUACACAUUUCAAAUUACUCGAGAAGCAGCAAUGGUGAGCGGGACUCUCAAGGGAAUGCUCAAUACAUCAUUUCAGGAAUCGUCAACAAGUACAAUAAAGCUUCAUGAGCUAGAUUCGCAGCUCCUUGAGAAGGUUGUCGAGUAUUUAUACUACAAUCUCAAGUAUAAGGACAAUGUGAAUAUUCCAGAAUUCGAUAUUCCCACUGAGAUGGCAUUGGAACUGUUAGUGGCGGCAGAUUUUUUAGAUGUUUGA